AUGUCGGACUCCCCCCAAUCUCCUCCCAAGGAUGUUGAGCAAGGUGUACAAUCACCGGAAGAGGAACAAAUGAACGAGCCUCAAGACCCACAGUCUGGUGGCCUGGCCUACGCCGAGUUCGAGGUCAAGGAGCAGGACCGCUGGCUGCCCAUAGCCAAUGUUGCUCGCAUUAUGAAGAAUGCGCUCCCUGAAAAUGCAAAAAUCGCCAAGGAAGCAAAGGAAUGCAUGCAAGAGUGCGUUAGCGAGUUUAUCUCGUUUAUCACGAGCGAAGCCUCGGAGAAAUGUCACCAGGAGAAGCGGAAGACGGUAAAUGGCGAAGAUAUCUUGUUCGCCAUGACGUCUCUGGGAUUCGAGAACUAUGCUGAGGCGUUGAAGAUUUACCUUUCCAAAUAUCGCGAACAGCAAUCCCAGUCGAACAGAGGAGAGAGCUCCCAUCGCCCGGGCAGCAGCGGCUAUGGCGCCAAUCCCCCGACCGGAGCUGGAAGCUUUCAGACUGAGCCCCAAAACAACGUCCUCGGAGCUCAGCAAGGAGAUGGCGGUGCGGACCAGAACUACAUGUACGGCGCUCAGACCGGUCACAACGGCGCCGGGGGCACCGACGGCUACCAGUAA
Molecule: messenger RNA, 612 nt
Organism: Colletotrichum truncatum
Lineage: Eukaryota; Fungi; Ascomycota; Sordariomycetes; Glomerellales; Glomerellaceae
Source: RefSeq, a predicted model, not a curated record